Molecule: messenger RNA, 1928 nt
Organism: Paramisgurnus dabryanus
Lineage: Eukaryota; Metazoa; Chordata; Actinopteri; Cypriniformes; Cobitidae
Product: sodium/potassium/calcium exchanger 1-like
Biological process (GO): long-term synaptic depression; calcium ion transmembrane transport; intracellular calcium ion homeostasis
Cellular component (GO): plasma membrane
Molecular function (GO): calcium channel activity; calcium, potassium:sodium antiporter activity
Source: RefSeq, a predicted model, not a curated record
AUGAAUCAGUCCAACAGGAGAAGAUUGAGGUCCUGCAAAACCCUCAGUGUUAUCCUGGUGACUCUUGUUUGUUGGAUCUGUUGGCUUUCAGUGAGCAGGAAUCAUGAGGUCUGGAAGAGAACCAUUAAAGAAGAAGAAACAGAUCUUCAUUCUCCGCACGUACAGAAGUCCUCUUAUGAGUCCAGAACUGAUUUAGCCAUGAGUCCCUCCAUCAGAAUACACAAGGAUUAUUCAAGAUGCAUUUACAUAGAGCCAAACCCCAACCUUACCGCCAACUCCACCCAAACCUCCACUCUCACCAAAGCCCCUACAGAACAAGAAAGCCCACCAAGACCUGGAGAAGCUCCUCACAGGACAGCGUAUUACCCAGAAGAUCUCUUUACGUUAGAAGAGCGCAGACACGGCUGGGUCCUUCUUCAUAUCUCUGCUAUGAUUUAUAUGUUCUUCGCUUUAGUCAUCGUAUGUGAGGAGUUCCUCGUUCCAGCUCUUGGGAUCCUGACAGAAAAACUCCACAUCCCAGAAGAUCUCGCAGGUGUGAACUUCAUGGCCGCUGGAGGUUUUGCACCCGGUUUCUUCAUCUCACUCGUCGGGCUGUUUCUCUCCAGCAGUAACGUUGGUAUUGGAGUCGCCGUGGGUUCUGGAUUUUUCAACAUCCUCGCUGUUAUGGGUGCGUUUGCAGUGUUCUCAGAUGAGACUCUCAGUUUGACCUGGUGGCCAUUAUGUAGAGAUGUGACCUUCUACACGUGUGACCUGUUCAUCCUGCUUGGGGUUUUCCUAGAUGACAUCAUCACAUGGUGGGAAAUUGUGUUGCUUCUGCUGGGGUGUUUGGUGUAUGUGAUGACCAUAAAAUACAAUGAACUGCUAGAAGAUAUUUUCACAUUUUACCUUCAGAAACACAACAACAUUGCUAAAGUUUUGGCCAUUGAUGAACCUGAGAAGAUGACGGCAUGUUUGUCCUGUGGUGGCUACUGUAGCUUUUCUAUGCCUUUUGAAAUUGGGGAUGAGCGGGGACGAGGAUCAGACUUUCUGCGUAACUGCACCUCACGCAAGACCGUUUAUCAGCUUAUUAUAGAUGCCACCAAUCCACUUAGAGAAGGUGUCAGCAAGAAGAAACAUGAUGUUAAAUCUGCACAGUCAAACCUAACAGAGGCUUCCAGACACGAUGAUGAAGAACAGCAGACCACAGAGUCUGAGAGCAGUGAGGAGGAUGAAGAUGAUGAUGAUGAUGACAAUAACAGUGGUGAUGAUGACAGUGAUUUCUCCAGUGAUGAAGAAGACAGUAGUGGUGAUGAUGAUGAUGAAGGUGCCACUGAUUUGGCACUGUCUCUCAAAUGGCCAGUGGAGAAACGUAAACAGGCUCCAUAUGUUGUUUUGUUGCCCAUCACAGGCUGUCUGUGGUUAACCCUUCCUGAUCCCCGCAGACAGGCUUCAAAGCAGUAUUUUAUGGGCACAUUGUUUGGAUCUUUCCUGUGGAUUGGACUGUUCUCCUAUUUCUUGCUGUGUUUGUCUCAUUGGGUGUGUGAAACUCUUGGUUUAUCUGAGGAUGCGAUGGCUCUGACCGUCCUGGCAGCAGGUGUCUCGGUACCCAAUCUCCUCACUGCCGUUAUAAUGGCACACAACGGUUUGGGUGGCACAGCUGUGUCUAACUCUGUGGGUACCAACGUGUUUGACGUCACUGCCGGACUGCCGGUGUCGUGGCUGAUGUUAUCUGUGUUCAGUAGAGAGUCUGUGGUGACGGUAAACAGUAAUGGGAUCUUCUUCAUCAUUCUUCUGAUGAUCUUCACGUUGAUUUCUGGAGUCUCCUGCGUUGCUGCUUUUCACUGGAGGAUGAACAAACGUUUGGGUUGUGUUAUGCUGAUGUCAUAUUUCCUCUUCCUGUUUCUGAGUGUGAUGUUAGUAUGAAUGAGUUUGUUCUUUAAUGAAACUCU